Molecule: messenger RNA, 1219 nt
Organism: Empidonax traillii (willow flycatcher)
Lineage: Eukaryota; Metazoa; Chordata; Aves; Passeriformes; Tyrannidae
Product: proteoglycan 4-like
Exons: 3
Coding region: 177-632 (151 amino acids)
Source: RefSeq, a predicted model, not a curated record
AAUUUUGUAUUGUUUUACAAAACUGUGUUACUUAUUUCAUAGUGCAAAUUUCUAAAAUAAACCAAUAUUUUUAAGUUCCCGAAGUACCAAAGAAAGCUGUCCACAAAGAAAAAAUACCUCCCGCUCCACCUAAAGAAGAACCUUCACAGUUUACAGUACAUGAAGUGUAUGAGGAGAUGCACAUAGAAGAAGAAAUUUCUACAGUUCAUAGAAAAGAGGAGGCUCCAGCAUCUAGAGUGCCUACGGUCGUUAAGAAAACUCUUCCAGAAGAAGUGCCUAUUGCUGUGCCUAAAAAACCAGAGCCUACUCCUGUGCCUAAAAAACUGGAACCUACUCCUGUGCCUAAAAAACCAGAACCUACUCCUGUGCCUAAAAAACCGGAACCUACUCCUGUGUCUAAAAAACCAGAGCCUACUCCUGUGCCUAAAAAACCAGAACCUACUCCUGUGCCUAAAAAACCAGAACCUACUCCUGUGUCUAAAAAACCAGAGCCUACUCCUGUGCCUAAAAAACCGGAACCUACUCCUGUGUCUAAAAAACCAGAGCCUACUCCUGUGCCUAAAAAACCAGAGCCUACUCCUGUGCCUGAAAGACCAGAAUCUCCACCAUCUAAAGGUACUCUGAGAGCCUAGUAGAACUGAGGUCUUUUGCUGAUAAAUGCCUUUACUGUUUCUUACAUGGUUUCUGAUUUAAUAGUUCAUGGUCCACUUGUGUCAGAUUUCUGACAUUUAUGUUGUAUAUGUCCCUUUGUCUCUUUGUUAAUUUGUGUCUAAUUCAUAAAAUUAAAAUCAGUAAAUACCUUUCGAGUGUGUGAAUUGCACAAGGAAACUAUUACUGAAGAAAAACCUGUCCUGCCUAAAAAGGCAGAAGCUCCAUCUGCCAAACUCCUUUCUCUACAAGUUUCAUCUGUCCUUUGUAUUGCUGUUGUCAAAACAUUAAAAAUUAGUUGAGUUUAUCUAUUUCUUGUACCCAAAAAUAAUCUCAAAGUUGUAUCAGAAACUAGGCAAAAAGGGACUAGAAAUAAGGAAAACUCUGGCUCAGUUAACACGCAGGGAGAUUUACAGAACAAAUAUUUUCUUUUUGUGGUUACUACAAGCAGCCUCAGAAAUUCUAUCAAUACUCCAGCAAGAAGUAUAUGUACUUGCUCUUUCACACUGCUCAUGUUAAACUUAGGGGUCAAUGGGUUUAAUUUUGAAAUAGAAUUGGCACAGAAACCAGU